UUGCCCGUUCAUUGGUUGCAAACUUGCAACCGCGCGGCUGUUUGAGCGAGCGGGCGAGCCGAGAGCUCGCGAUCGCCCGCCAGCCAUGGACCCCUGCGCGUUCGUGCUCCUCACCGUGGACCAGCUCCUCCUCAAGCUCCCCGCCGUGCCGCGCCCCAGCUCCGGCGCCGGGGUGCACCCCUCCACCUCGCCCUGCUUCUGCACGCUCAGCCUGCAGGACCACCCGGCCUCGCCGCCCCGCACCGCGCUGCUGCCGCUCGCCGGCGCCGCGGCGCAGCACGCCGACCCCGUCGUGCUCAGCCUCGACGCCGAGGCCGUGCGGAGGCUCUCCGCGCGCCCCGCCGAGCUCGUCGUGUCCGUGCACGCGGGCCCGACGGGGACCAGCUGCGGCAUCAGCGCGGCCCGCGCCCUGGGCCGGGUGCGGGUGCCCGUCGACGUGGCGCGCGCCGCGGCCGGGGAGACCGUCAUCGCCCGCGACGGAUGGGUGGACGUGGGGAAGCCGGGGUCCGCGUCUUCGCCGUCCUCCGCCGCCCCCGCGCGCGCGCAGAUCCACAUGGUCGUGCGUGCCGAGCCCGACCCGCGCUACGUCUUCCAGUUCGGCGGCGAGCCGGAGUGCGGGCCCGUCGUGUACCAGGUGCCCGGGGGAGCUGCCGGCGGCGGCCAGCGGCAGCCGGUCUUCACCUGCCGGUUCAGCGCCGGACGGAGGGCAUCCAGGAGCAGAUCGCUGACGCCGCAGUCGUCCAUGACCCGGGGCGCCAGCCGGAGGCUGCGGUCCUGGCUCAGCAGCACCCUCCACGGCGACGGCCGCCGCGACGGCUCGCGCGAGCAGCGCAAGGGGUGGACGGUGACCAUCCACGACCUGUCGGGCUCCCCCGUGGCGGCGGCGUCCAUGGUGACGCCGUUCGUGCCGUCCCCGGGCUCCGGCCGCGUCUCCCGCGCCAACCCGGGCUCCUGGCUCAUCCUCCAGGCCACGGGCGCCGGGCCGUCCAGCUGGAAGCCCUGGGCGCGCCUCGAGGCGUGGCGCGAGCGCGGCCCCGUAGACGCGCUCGGCUACCGCCUCGAGCUGGUCUUCGACUCGGGCCCCCACGAGUGCGCCGUCCCCAUCGCCGAGUCGUCCAUCAGCACCAAGCGCGGCGGGCAGUUCGUGAUCGACCCGGCCACGUUCCCCGAGGCCGCCGCCGGCGCCGCGUGGCCGUUCGCCGGCGGCUUCGUCAUGGGAUCCACGGUGGAGGGCGAGGGGCGGGCGAGCCGGCCCACCGUGCAGGUCGGCGUGCAGCACGUGACGUGCAUGGGCGACGUCGCGGUGUUCGUGGCGCUGUCCGCGGCCGUCGAUCUCUGCAUGGACGCCUGCAAGCUCUUCUCGCAGCGGCUCAGGAAGGAGCUGUGCCAGGACCAGGACGAGUGACAAGUCGGAGAGACCGGCCCGACCGGACCGGACCCGAGGGGUGUGUAUUAGUGCUCUUGGGUGCGGCUUUUGUGCUCCUGUGGAUUGUAUGGUGCGUGUGGUUGAGGUAGUCCAGUAGCUAUUUUGUCUUGUGGCGCUGAAGGCCCUGUGGCUGUUUUUAGUGUAGGCUGGGUCGGGUCACAAGAACAGAAACGGGGUGUGUUCAUUCCCUUAUUCUUUCAUUACAGCAUUCACUUCUUUCCAUUCUUUCUACACCUCUCUCUUCUUUGUUCAGUUCAAAAGAUGCACAUUGGAUGUCUUCAGAUACAGUAUUCUGCUUGCGCUUUCAGGGCCGCGUUGCACUUCUUCUAGAGGCCUUUCAGGAACUCGUCGAGCGGCGAGGCGGCCCAUCGCGUCGGGCGAGUCGACGACAUCGAUGACGACGGCCAUGCCGCGGCGCAGGAGCACCUUGGCCAGCUCGACCUUUGGGUUGAGAUGGCCCACUCCCAGCGAGGAAGCGAGGGGUACAGGACCACGGUCGUCUGCUUCUCGAUGGCCAUUGCGAAUUGCGACCGAGCAAGGGAAGGACCAGAGAUUACAGGUGCAUUGUGACUGCCGAGAGGCUUGGACAUCUAUAUAGAAUGGGUUGCAA
Panicum virgatum (switchgrass) is the source of this 2036-nucleotide messenger RNA. RefSeq lists its product as uncharacterized. The transcript has 2 exons. The record is from RefSeq and is a predicted model, not a curated record. Lineage: Eukaryota; Viridiplantae; Streptophyta; Magnoliopsida; Poales; Poaceae. The coding region runs from base 86 to 1405 and encodes 439 amino acids.